AUGUCGGUAAACGGCCAACCAGUCGGAAAAAUCACGAUGGAGCUGCGAAAAGACGUCGUUCCUCGAACGGCAGAGAAUUUCGUUCAGCUCUGCAACGGAACCCCCGGCUUUGGAUACAAGGGAUCGCCUUUUCAUCGCGUUAUUCCUGGAUUCAUGGCGCAGGGCGGCGAUUUCACGAACCGAAAUGGAACGGGCGGAAAGUCGAUUUACGGGCGCUCCUUUCCCGAUGAAAACUUCAAGCUGAACCACAUGGGCCCUGGAACGCUUUCGAUGGCGAACGCGGGCCCAAACACCAACGGAUCGCAGUUUUUCCUCUGCACUUCGGAAACGCCCUGGCUCGACGGAAAACACGUCGUUUUUGGAAACGUCAUUGAUGGAAUGGACGUUUUGAGAAAAAUCGAGUCGGUGGGCUCCCGAUCCGGCCAAACCCGCUAUCCGGUGAUCGUCGAAGACUGCGGCUGCUACAAUCCCGAAGAAGAAAAAUCUUCUCGCUAG
Molecule: messenger RNA, 495 nt
Organism: Oikopleura dioica
Lineage: Eukaryota; Metazoa; Chordata; Appendicularia; Copelata; Oikopleuridae
Source: the annotation of a GenBank genome assembly